UUAUGUGGCUAUUUAGUCAAAUAGAGAAUUCAAAAACCUCUUGUAUCAAAAUCAUUGCACAACCAACUCUAUAUCAAAGCAAGGGAAAUUUAUUUUAGCCGGUAGGGAAUUCAUAUUUAACAUUGAAAACUUGUCUGCAAACCUUUUAUUGAUCAUAAUCCAAUUAGCCGUUGUAGAAAAUCAAAUUUCAAAGAUUCGGAGAUUUGAAUUCCACGCCUCUUAGACACAAAGGCUAAUUUGGAAGAUGGACAAGGUUCAUAAAUAUGAAGAAUUUGUCGACCGGCGUCUGAAGCCCGACCUUGCUAAUGCAAUGGCCGAAAGGGACAAAGUAUUGGAGCAACAAAAAAUAUUCUUGGACCUGAAAAAGAACAUACUAAUGUUGGAAAAAAAUGGAUUAACACAGCUUCGGACAAUGGUGAAUUUGGGUUCAGAAGUAUAUGUACAAGCAGAAGUGCCAGAUACACGCCACAUUUUUGUUGAAAUUGGAUUGGGAUUUCAUGUGGAAUUUACUUGGUCUGAAGCUCUGCAGUUCAUAUCUACCAAGGAGACAGUAUUAGCUAGGCAAGUUGAAGAAUAUACUGAACAAAUUGCAAAAAUCAAAGCACAAAUAAAGCUGGUUUGUGAAGGUAUUAGGGAGCUACUCAAUCUUCCAGUGGAAUCUCUUCGAGCAACCAAAAAAUACUAGGAACAGACUAAUGAGAUUGUAGCUAUGGCAUAUUUGAAACGACAGUGUAACUCAAUUUUGUACACAACCUACUAAUUGUAAAAAUUGCAGUGAAAUGUUCCUCUUUACAUGGAAAGAAAAUCAGCAUAGAUUUUGAUAGUAGAUUUUUUCUAGUUUAUAUUUUCAGGCAAAGAAUAUCAAUUUCUAAGCUGCAAAUGCAUUCUCAAUAUCAAUUUGUAGGCAAAAUGUGUUAAAUGGUUGUGAAGUUUAAAGCUUUGGUCUAGUAGCAAUUGAAUACAUUGAUCCAA
Messenger RNA from Cryptomeria japonica (Japanese cedar), 972 nucleotides. RefSeq lists its product as uncharacterized. Gene Ontology annotation, cellular component: chromatin; mediator complex. The record is from RefSeq and is a predicted model, not a curated record. NCBI's taxonomy places the organism in Eukaryota, Viridiplantae, Streptophyta, Pinopsida, Cupressales, Cupressaceae. The transcript has 6 exons. The coding region runs from base 245 to 685 and encodes 146 amino acids. Gene Ontology annotation, molecular function: transcription corepressor activity. Gene Ontology annotation, biological process: negative regulation of transcription by RNA polymerase II; positive regulation of transcription by RNA polymerase II.